AUGGCAGAUUUCCAACAGCUCUCAAAAGUGCCCUCUGUGUCCAACUGGAAGUGUUUAGUGUGCGGACGGAAGGGCAUGGAAGACUAUGGCCCCCACUCACACUCGGCGAAACACCUGGAAGCUGUGGCGCGCUACAACGCUUGUCAAGCUGCUGAAAACAUGAUGAUGCCUGGCCUCCAAGAGCCAGACCCACCCGGUGCCAUCUCGCCCGCUCCUGUCCAAGAUAACAUCUUUGAUGAAAUCACCUCUCGCUCCGAUACUCCAGAAAGGGCUCCCUCUCCUUUCACUGCGCUUCACGCUCUCGCAAUGGCGGAGGAGCGUCAGAUUUCCGAUUCAGAUGACUCCGAUGGAGAAGUUGACCUUCAAAAGCUUGCUGAGGCUUUUAGGGUCAUGGAAGAAGAUAUGUGGGGUGAAGAGGGCGACGAGGCAAUUGAUGCGGCCGCCCUGGAAGCGGAUUUGUGCACGUCCACGAUGCCUGUGGAAGAGGCUUCCCAAUGGUACCCGUUUAAGAAGAAAGAGGGUUAUUGA
Messenger RNA from Melampsora larici-populina 98AG31, 528 nucleotides. RefSeq lists its product as uncharacterized. The record is from RefSeq and is a predicted model, not a curated record. The transcript is spliced from 2 exons. Lineage: Eukaryota; Fungi; Basidiomycota; Pucciniomycetes; Pucciniales; Melampsoraceae. Bases 1 to 528 code for a protein of 175 amino acids.